Colletotrichum godetiae is the source of this 1143-nucleotide messenger RNA. RefSeq lists its product as uncharacterized. Bases 1 to 1143 code for a protein of 380 amino acids. The record is from RefSeq and is a predicted model, not a curated record. NCBI's taxonomy places the organism in Eukaryota, Fungi, Ascomycota, Sordariomycetes, Glomerellales, Glomerellaceae. The transcript is spliced from 6 exons.
AUGAACGAUCAUGGUAGGAAAUCGACUUGGACCACGCAAUUGUCGCCGUACCUGAGAGGUCUGAAGAUCAAGAACCUCAUGACAUCUCCUAAAUCACCAAAGUCGCCCAAAUCCCCAAAGUCGCCAAGACUUCUUGACGAGGACUCAUCGUUUCGAAUUAUACACACGCCCGACAGGCCAGAGCGGCCGAUAUCAAGACGGGCCAUUCCGAAUGACGAGCAAUGCAUGGAAUUCCUCAUGUCACUGCAGAGACAAGAGGAACACAAGAGGGGAGGCGUCAAGACGGGCCUCAAGAUGUGGCCGUAUCCGGAGGAACAGGAUGUGGAGGACCGCAGGUACCUCCGGAGUGUAAGGGUAGAGAGCGUGCACUUGGAAGAAGCUCGUCUAGCAAGGACCAAUUCCUCUGGUCCGGCAAAGGUCGUGGAAGUGGGCAGAAGCUCGACCAAGUCGACGAUGGCAUCACGGCGGUCAUACCACACCAGAACCCCCAAACCCCCAUGCGGUCCUUCGAUGGCCUUUGGCGGUGCCCCCCUCUCUCCGCCGCCUACUCUGUCCCGCAGUCAAUCACGAUUAAGCUUUCACACGCCCAAGGCUAACACAUCUCGCUGGUCCGAUGACAGCAUCGAGUCUCUAUUCUCGUCCGCUGUCUCCACUGUUGUCGGAGACGAGUCCGUCGGCUCGUACUCGCCUCCGCUCCUGACACCGGUAAAAGACCGGCCGGCAACCCCGUUUACAGACCCCCGCCUUCGUGCGACAUCCGAACCGAUGACGCCUCCGCCAUCAGAUCACUUGUUCAACCAGAUGAACAUAAGCCCGGAGCCGGUGCCGAGGAAGUACUCAUGGCGCUCGUCCAAGGAUACCAUUCUCAACAUGGGGCCCGAUAUCGAGAUUCCAGGGACAACAGCUGGGGCAGCAGCAGCAGCAACAGCAACAAACAACCAGGCUGAGCCGGAAGUCUACGGCGAGUGGGCGGACUAUUACUUUGAUGGCAAUUUCUGGGAAGACUAUUCGGACGGCGACGAGGAAGGAGACGAGACUAGAGUAGAGGAAGAGGAGGAUGGCGACGCCGUUUAUCCGCGUUACGAGAGUUUCAUCAAGGAUUACAAGAACAACGUCAUGAAUAUCACGGUUAUGGAGGUGUGA